GAAGCAAUUUUUUAAUGGCUACAUUAUCUCUAAUAAAUUCCUUCUCAGUCUUGCCGUCCCAGAAUCCGAUUUUAACUUUCUUCUCCCUCUCCAGCCUCCGCUCUCAGAUCCGCCGGCGGCCGCCGUUCGCCGCCUCUGCAUCCCGCAAAAUCAACCGCCGGAAGAAGCCUCCGCCGGAAACCGACAUGUCCGUCGCCGUUCAGAUGCCCCUCCGUCGCGACAGAGACGACGACCCUUUUAAUCGGGAAGGGAGUAUGCUGACAGCUGAAGGGGAACAAGAGAUGUGCUCAUCUAGUAUGGAUUCGCCUUCCAAGAAUAGAUCUCUCAGAAUACCUUUCAGAUGCUUUGGUGUGGACCUAACUCCAGACAACAUUGCAGUUGCUAUGGUUUAUUUUGUCCAAGGUGUCUUAGGCCUUUCUAGGCUUGCUGUCAGUUUUUAUUUGAAGGAUGAUCUGCAUCUAGAUCCUGCAGAGACAGCUGUGAUAUCCGGAUUCUCAACAUUACCAUGGCUUAUCAAGCCUCUCUAUGGAUUUUUGAGUGAUUCUGUCCCUCUUUUUGGGUACCGAAGGAGAUCUUACUUGGUUCUAUCUGGGCUUCUUGGAGCACUCUCAUGGAGCUUGAUGGCCACCUUUGUUGACAGCAAGUAUGGUGCUGCUUUAUGCAUACUUCUUGGAUCUCUUUCUGUUGCAUUGUCUGAUGUCGUUGUAGAUUCCAUGGUUGUAGAGAGAGCUCGUGGCGAGUCGCAAAGCAUGUCAGGAUCUCUUCAAUCAUUAUGUUGGGGUUCCUCAUCUGUCGGAGGAAUUGUGAGUUCCUACUUUAGUGGCUCGCUAGUGGAGGCUUAUGGUGUUAGGUUCGUUUUUGGUGUCACAGCAUUGCUUCCCCUUAUAACGUCUGCAGUUGCUGUACUUGUCGAAGAGAAGCCUGUGCUUGGGCUGGCAAGGGGACAGAAUCUUUCUUUGACCACUCCUGGCUUCGUUGAAAGCUCAAAACAUAACAUCAGACUAUUAUGGGAUGCUGUCAGGCAGCCAAACAUAUUUCUUCCGACUUUAUUUAUUUUCCUUUGGCAUGCAACACCUCAGUCAGAUUCUGCUAUGUUUUACUUCACCACAAAUAGACUUGGUUUCACCCCAGAAUUUCUCGGACGUGUUAAGCUUGUGACAUCAAUAGCAUCACUUCUCGGUGUUGGGCUUUAUAAUGGCUUUCUGAAGAAUGUUCCGCUUCGGAAAAUUUUUCUUGUAACAACUAUUCUUGGCGCAGCUCUUGGGACAACUCAGGUUAUCCUUGUAACGGGACUUAAUCGUCAGUUUGGUAUAAGUGACGAGUGGUUUGCCAUUGGGGAUUCUUUGAUUUUAACAGUUCUUGGUCAGGCUUCUUUUAUGCCUGUCCUAGUAUUAGCAGCUAGAUUAUGUCCUCAGGGAAUGGAAGCAACACUUUUUGCAACCCUCAUGUCCAUUUUGAACGGAGGGUCUCUUCUUGGAGGGCUUAUUGGUGCUGGUCUUACCCAGAUAUUUGGUGUCACCAAGGACAGUUUCGACAACUUAGCCUUUCUUAUAAUUCUCUGUAAUCUCAGCUCCUUGUUACCUCUGCCUCUACUUGGCCUCCUUCCUCGAGAUGACCCCGACGCCAAUUCCAAGGGGAGUGGCGAAGAUAUCGAAAUGAAAUCUAACUAAAAUUUUGAUCCUAUGCCCUACUGAAAGACAAGUUACCUGCAUUAUGUUUCAGAAGCUUGUUAUACACUUUGAAUAGAAAAGUUAUCUUUCCUUAAUCGGAUGCUGGAAAUAACAGUAGAGAGAGGGCUGCAGGGCUGUUGUAUAUAUGACAAUGUGGGGUUUACUUAAAGUAUUUCGGAUUUGAGGAUAGCGCCAUUCUUGCUUCACUUUCGAGCGCCCCUACACUACAGGGUCCCCGGGAAUUAGGUUUUGAGUUGAUAUGCUCAACAUUGACUACAUUGUGGGACGAUUAAUGUAUUUUUGUUUAUUUUGUAA
Molecule: messenger RNA, 1985 nt
Organism: Rhododendron vialii
Lineage: Eukaryota; Viridiplantae; Streptophyta; Magnoliopsida; Ericales; Ericaceae
Product: folate-biopterin transporter 1, chloroplastic
Exons: 10
Coding region: 15-1670 (551 amino acids)
Cellular component (GO): membrane
Source: RefSeq, a predicted model, not a curated record